Messenger RNA from Perca fluviatilis (European perch), 1903 nucleotides. RefSeq names its product fibroleukin. The coding region runs from base 302 to 1576 and encodes 424 amino acids. The transcript is spliced from 6 exons. The record is from RefSeq and is a predicted model, not a curated record. Lineage: Eukaryota; Metazoa; Chordata; Actinopteri; Perciformes; Percidae.
AGUGAGGUGAACUGAGGUGGGUGGAAAAAGAAAGAAGAGGAUGAAUGAAGCACAAAGAGUAGAAAGCAAGACAGACGAGUACAACUAUAGAAAGAUCUAAACAAAAAGGACAGGUCAGCAAGCACUUUUCACCUGAAGAGGCAGUUGUUGAGAUACAAAGGAAAGUGAAGGGAAAGUUUUCUGAGGAUCAUCAACAACAAAAGGACAACUUACAGCUCAGAGAAAGAAGGCUUUCCUCCUGGAGGAGAAAGUGGACCACUGCUCAAGAGUUUAAGACAAAGGUCAGGACGAGCCUGCAUUUAUGCACUUUCACAUGAUUCCACUCAGUUCUCUCGGUUUGCUUCCUCUGCUGGCGCUCUAUGUGGGAGCACUGCUGUCCUCGGAUGCAUCUCCGGCCUGCACGCACCCUCCCUGCAGGGACAGUCUGGUAGCUGCACCCAUCCAGCCCGGGAUGGUGGGAAGAGUGGGCACUGGGGCCUGUGAGGGUCAAACGGCCUGCAGGAUAGGGGUUUCACUUCCAGCCACCUCAGAUGUUCCUCGGAGGGGGGAGCACAGGCAGGAUUUCCCCCAGGUUCAGCCUAAGACUGGAGGUGUGAAAGAGCGUCUCGUUCGGCUGCAGCGCUGCAUGCACUCUCUCCAGGAAACAGGGGGCCCUUGGAGUCACGGGGGCCAGGAGAGCAACUCUCUAGGGGCCAUCCUGGCACUAAUGGCAGCUGUACUGACAGAGUGUGACCUCCACUGUCACAGCCAGGCCCUUGGGGCGAUGGCCAAACGACUUGAGAGUGCAGCCGUGGGAAGAGAGGGGGAGAGAGACCUGCUGCUUUUCCUGAAAAGCAUCACACAAUAUUCACCCACAGUUGCACCCUUGGACAGGUUACAUCCCCAGGACUGUGCAGAGAUUUACAGGCUUGGGAUCAAAGAGAAUGGAAUCUACACCAUCCAGCCUGACCUGCAAAGGCCGGCAUUGGAGGCUAAAUGUGACAUGGAGAUGGCAGGUGGUGGGUGGACAGUGAUCCAGAAUCGGCAGGACGGCUCGGUGGACUUCAACAGGACAUGGCAGGAAUACCGGGAGGGCUUUGGCGGUCCGCAGGGAGAGCAUUGGCUGGGGAACGCAGCGCUGCAAGCCCUUACCUCCACUGGCCAGCACCAACUCCGCAUCGAGCUGGAGGACUGGCACCAGCAGAAACGCCAUGCUACCUACAGCAACUUCAAAGUGGCUUCAGAGGCACAGAGGUAUCGUCUAACAGCACGGGAGUACUCUGGUGAUGCAGGCAACGCAUUGAGCUACAGCAAACGUUACAACCAUGAUGGCAGAUCCUUCAGCACGUCUGACCGAGACCACGACCGCUAUGCAGCUGGAAACUGUGGUCAUUACUACGGUGCAGGCUGGUGGUUUGAUGCCUGCUUGGCAGCUAACCUGAAUGGACGGUAUUACCGUGGGCGCUACAGUGGGGUGACCAACGGGAUCUACUGGGGGACAUGGUACAUCCUGACAGAUGGACGAACUGGAGAGCGCUACUCCUUCAAGAGGGUGGAGAUGAAGACGAGACCCAAAAACUUUGUAGGAACAUCCUAAAUAAUGAUGACAAUUCUCACAGAUAAUCAUGUCAACCACACUUUUCUUUAGUCACUGUGUGGACAUCACUCUCCUUGAGCCUCUUUCAUGUCGCUCAGUAGUUACAUGCUGAUGGCAGCUAAUAGAUUAAAGAAAGAAACAUAGUAAUGUAAAACAAAGUAAUGUGUACACAUCCACUAGCAAACAGUUUGAAGCUUCACUCCAUAUUACAAUAUUUGUCUGUUUAUUAAGGGCUUCUCUUUUGCAAAACCAUAUUUAUAGUGUUACUCCAUAAAUACAAAUACAUAUAUAGUGAAAGUACUGCUUGUAGAAGUUGUGAUUGUUAUA